Molecule: messenger RNA, 4832 nt
Organism: Ceratina calcarata
Lineage: Eukaryota; Metazoa; Arthropoda; Insecta; Hymenoptera; Apidae
Exons: 6
Coding region: 912-2300 (462 amino acids)
Biological process (GO): regulation of sodium ion transport
Cellular component (GO): plasma membrane
Molecular function (GO): sodium channel regulator activity
Source: RefSeq, a predicted model, not a curated record
UCACGUAAAUAAAAGUUCGCGUGGAAAAAGCAUAGGUCAGCGUUGACCUGUCCGUUUCUAAUUAAUCAGCUUUUCCACGAGAAGUCGUAUGCGGUGAGUGAAACAGUCGUAGGCAGUUUCGAGACGUGCUCGGAACGUACCCUCGCCCGAAGCGACUCUAUCAGCUGCGAGCAGCAUAGGUAGGAUAUUAUUGCUACAGCCAGCCCCUAUAAAUUCAGUUCAGGGCGCAAGCUAGGCAUGGGGGAGCUUGCGAGCCAUACACUCAACGGACAGCCUAGUUUUCAAACAGUCGUGCGGAUUGCGUGGGUGCCUCGCGGUCGUUCGAUGCCAUACGAGUUACAGAAGCAGUUUUCGUGCGCGUCGCAAAUGUCAACGCACCAUGGGAAGCAAUGACAUGGAGAAAAAUGGAUGGAAAUGAAAACACAACCGUUCUCCGUGAUUAUUGAGCGACUUUCGUAGCACGGCCGUUCAAAAAGUCACGUCGUCGUUUCGCGACGAGCUCGUGGCCGCGAUAGAUUCGCGCUCUUAAACAUGCACUAUCGCUGCAUGAUUGCUACUUGGUGAAGAACUUGAGGAAACUUGAAUGAGUUUUGAUAUAAUUAAUAUGUACAUCGCGUGAAUCACUGUGACAUAGUCCCGGGCAGUAAUUGAUGAUCAGUAACGAAGAAAAAAAGAUUUCAGAAAACUACCGCAUGUAAAAUCGCGAUAAACUCUAAUCAAAAUAUUCUCCCUGAUGACAAAUAAAGUUACCAUUUCUGGAGAAACGAUUUGAGCUAAGUGAGCCGAGAAAUCAUUAGAUUUCAAGCGGUCUAUGAGAAGGCACUUAAUGUUAGAUCAAUCCAUACAGAAAUUAUUGUUGAAGUAGAGUAUCAAAGGAAAAAUCAGGGUCAGCCGGUUAGUUGCUACUCGCGAUGGAACGGAAGCACAAGCGUCGCCUGAUACCGGAACAGAAUUGGCGAAUAUGUGGCAUCAUUUGCCUCUGUCAAUUCACUUUUGUCAUCAGCUGCGUGGCGUUGGUCUAUCUGAGCGUGGCGAUCUACAUGCCGUCCCACAGAGCCUUUCACGCGGGAAUCGAUCCGGAUCCAGUCAUGUGCCAAACCGUUGAUACCACCUCAACUAAUAAUUGUGGUUGGGCGAGUUGCGGGGAAUGGUGCUUGACGAAAACAAGCGGAUUUUGUCCUCAGAUUCACGCAACUGUCAGAAGAAAUGGGACCGACAUCGUUUUCGAGAACUGCACGAAAUUUGGCAGUAUAUCUUGUCCACAGGUAAAUGUGAAAUCUCUGAGAAAAUACAAUUGCAACAAUGGUAGCGAGUGCAGCGCACUUUGGGGCGUGUUCAACUGCAGCCUUGGCCACUGUACCAAUAUAAGCGAGCUGAUGCUAUGUCAUUACAAAGCCGACGGGGUCGUGGUGGACACGGAGAAGGACAACAUGAAACUGAAUGGCUUCUUCAGUUGUCAUAACUCUACGAAAUGCACGAAAAUCAAGAGUCCGUUCAGUUGCGAUCGUUACUGUCCCAGGAUCACCACGCGCGACGUUAACGUGUUUCUCAUGCAAAACGACGACAUAAUCGCCGCGAAAUGCAAAAAUGGUUUUGCGUUGAACAAGGCUAAUGGAAAUUUGCCCGGCGAUCGAUUGAGCACGCCUGUUAAAGUUUGGGAUGAGCAGAACAAGACAAUCGUUGCCAGCUGUUUAGUAGUCGACAGACAAAACGACGUUAUAAGAACGCAGGAUUGCGUAAACGGUACUUUGUUAAAGGAUAUUCCGGUGCCUGAACCGUCCAUAAACUUUACAAGCUUUCUGAAAAUAUAUGAGAAGAGCUUGCAGUAUCCGAUUGAUCCGACGAACGCCUACGUGCCAGCGCAACGAUCGCUCACGAUCUACAAUAGUUCUCGUCUUUACAUCAAUCUUGAAGGUUGCGUCAAUACCUUGAAGGGAGAGUGUAAAGAAUUCGUCGCGACUCACGGUCGGGACGGCGACAAUCAGACGGCGCAGAGUAGAUAUCCCUGUUAUUAUCAUAAGAAUAAUUCGUUCUUCGUCGUGGCACGAUUCGACCUGAACAAGACACGGACGGAACUGCUGAUCGCGAUCAUCGUGCCAUCGAGUCUGUUCGUCAUCAGCUUGAUAACGCUCGUGAUCAUAUCGCGAUCGGUGCAGGUCGGCGACGACGCGAGGAUGCGUUGCCGUUACUGUACCGACAAGCAGGAGGCCGAGAGCGAAGGCGAAGUGCUCGUCGAGGCUACACCCUCGUCGUCCCAGAAUCAGAUGAGCGAAAACGAAAUCAAGAGCAUGGCGCUUUAGCAGUUUAAGCCACUCGGAACGAGCAACGCGCUACGUUACGAGAGGCUACCUUUCAUGGACACCGACGAAGCCGAAGAUUCAUUCUGAACGGGUAUAUUAACCAUCUAUAUUAAAAUUUUUAUGCAUUUGAUCGAUGUAGCUUUGAUUACUAACGUUCCGCGUUUUCCGCGGUGAGAGAUCAAUUGUGAAAAUCAGAAAGAACAUUAUUAUUAUGUAUAUACUAUUUUCCUGUUACAUGGCGAUUGAAAGAUGUUAGAAAAUAGAUGUCCUGUACUGUUUGUGGGACAAUGAGAUCUGUGUGCUUUGUGUAUGAACUUAUGUACAAUUGAUUGUUAUCGUCAAAUAUGUGACAAACUGAUGUUCGAAUAUAAAAUGUACUUAAUCGUGCAAACGCUUCAGCUGUACUGCACCGUUUAUGAAAAUGAAUGAAUACUUUCUGACUCAAUUAGUUUUACUAUACUUGCAUCGAAGUAACAGAAAACGGAAUACUAUUGAGAUAUACGCUGUUAUGGUUCUAACCGGAAUAGUUGGAUCGAUAUCAUAAUUCAAUCCCUGGAUCGAAUAAAGAAUGGUGCGAGUAAUUUAAUUAAAAAAAAACGCAAAACAAAAUAAGAAGACUGAUUUUUUCUGGUGAUCAUAAUUGUUUUUACCUAUGAGAUUUUAUUAUGCGUUAACAAAUAAACAAAUUAAUCUAAUGGGAUUGAGAAUUGGCAAACGCGAUGACGAAUCGUAACAUGUGUUCUCUUCGUGCACUUUCCGCAAGAGCGCACAAUAAAUAGAUUCGAACUGAAUAUUUUAUUGUUUUUAAUAUUGUUCGGUCCUCGUAAAAAUAUAAGAUUCUGAUGGGAGCAGAGGGACGGAACAAAAUGCUUAUUGCAGCACAAAUGUUUUCGACAAACGAUACAUUUCUACUCGUGGAAUGUAACGUGAAACGAAGUCUUACAAUUAGAUCGUCUUCCCUGUUGAAAGGAAGUGGAGACACGAUAAAAGCAGAAAUGUUUUACAAGUUACCCUCGUCUGGGGCCAAAGUAAUUUAAAAUAAUAAAUUGAUUAUUUAAUCAAAAGGUUUUAUACACUCGAAUUCGUAUUUUUUGCAUUUUUAUCACCGAUGCCUUGAACUAAUCAAACUAACCACAUGUAUCAUGAUGUAAAUUUCCGUAGGUAUUGACUACAUACAUAUGUAUAAUUGUACAUAUAAUACACCGUGCGAUUACCCGGUUUCCUAAACAUUUUCACCCAUAAAAAGACAUUGAAAUGCCUUCAAAUUUAACAUUAUCUAACAUUAUUCCAAAUACUUCAUUAUUUAUAAUUAAAUAAACAAAAUUGGAUAAAUAUUAAAAAAUUACUGUUCAGGCGAUAAGUACUUUUGUGAUUGUAUAAACAUGUAUAUUAUAAAAAAAAAAUAAAACGACAAAAUACAAAUGCAGUACCAAUUAGGACAAUUAACUGGUUGUAAGAAAUUCAUGUAAACGUGAUAUAUAUAUAAUUCACAAUGUGAACGUAAAAUGUCUGUGAUGCUUUUGAUGUACAAGGAUUAGAAGGAAAUAUUUUUCCUGUAGAAGUUAUGCGUUAUACGUUAGGUUCCUAGUUUUCGAGUGUUACACAAAAUCCGAUAUAAGUUCGGUUGAUUUCGGGUUUCGACCAUCAACGAAUGUACACAUGUAUGUCACACACUUAGUGUCGUAAAGCGAAAUGUAUAGUGUAAACGAGUGUGCGCACACGUAUGUGUGUAUAUCUAUGUGCGUGCGUGUGACUAAACAUUAAAUAAUAUUGUUAUCAUAACGUUUCGUCUCAAGCGCUACAACUGCCUUUAGAAACUAUGGUAUCAUUCUGUUGCGAUGAAUUGCAACAAUCUUUAACGAAUUUGAUGUCCUAGUCGUAAUGAUCUUUUUAGUAUAUUUGCUUUGUUAAUAUUGAAUGUGAAAGGGAAAGUAAACCUAAUUUUUAAAGUGCAUCGUCACGUGUACAACACCAUCGCAAACGAAUGAUGACCGUAUCUUUGCUAGCAUAAACCCUGCUCACGAUAUUAAUGUAAAUACAACAUAUACAUUAAAGACAAGUGUGUUAAUUACCAUAUAAAUAUGAAGCAUAUAUCACACAAGAAAUAGUUACUAUAAAUAUACGUGUAUAUUUUAUAUUUUUUAUGUUAGAAUGUUAUUGUUUCAUAUCAAUGAUUUUAAACGAUAUCAACGCUUUUUGCAGAAUUAUAAUUUAUAUCAUAAAAAGUGUAAAAAAUGAAUCUUGUAAUACGUACGACAUUCUCUUGCAACGCAUGUAAAAUACAAGUACAUACCAUGACAACCAACAGUCUAUAUUUUCAAAAUAAUAAUGUUCUACGUGCCUUCUUCUAUUAACGUUAACGCUGGUCAACUGUAUGCCUUCGAAAAGCGUAGCUCUUUCGCUACAAAUUCUCGUGAAAAUCUAAAAAACGUUUUCAUUUAGAACGUCAACUUUAACGCGUGAUUACAUAAAAUUCCAAAAUUAUACAAGAUGUCCCAAAAAAUGUAUUACAGCCGAAGAGAGGUGAUACUA